Messenger RNA from Akanthomyces muscarius, 507 nucleotides. RefSeq lists its product as uncharacterized. The coding region runs from base 1 to 507 and encodes 168 amino acids. The transcript has 2 exons. Gene Ontology annotation, biological process: response to oxidative stress. NCBI's taxonomy places the organism in Eukaryota, Fungi, Ascomycota, Sordariomycetes, Hypocreales, Cordycipitaceae. The record is from RefSeq and is a predicted model, not a curated record. Gene Ontology annotation, molecular function: glutathione peroxidase activity.
AUGUCUUCCGCUACCUCGUUUUACGACUUCAAGCCGCUUGACAAGCGCGGCCAGGAGGUUCCCCUCUCCGACUACCGCGGCAAGGUCGUCCUCGUCGUCAACACGGCCUCCAAGUGCGGCUUCACCGGCCAGUACGCCGGCCUCGAAAAGGUCUACAAGUCCGUCACCGAGAAGUCGCCCGACGACUUUGUCGUCCUCGGCUUCCCCUGCAACCAGUUUGGCGCCCAGGAGCCCGGCACCGACGACGAGAUCCAGAGCUUCUGCCAGAUCAACUACGGCGUCAGCUUCCCCAUCAUGCAAAAGAUUGACGUCAACGGCGACAAGGCUGCGCCGCUCUACGAAUGGCUCAAGUCCGAAAAGGCCGGCCUGCUCGGCCUCAAGCGCAUCAAGUGGAACUUUGAAAAGUUCCUCGUCGGCCGCGACGGCAAGGUCGUCAACCGCUGGGCCAGCACCACCACCCCCGAGUCGAUCGAGAAGGACAUCCUCGCCGAGAUCAACAAGGCCUGA